AUGAGUUCAAAGGAAUUAGUUAAGACACGCUUCUUUAGCACAGGCCACAGAGUGAAGUUGGAAGGUUCAAUGAACUACGCGAAGGGGAAAUCUUGGGCGCUAUUGUUGUCUAUAUACAAGUGGCAUAGGCGAAGCUAUGGCGACUCGUGGAGUAGACAGCGAGCUCCGCUUGAACAGAAAGCAGCAAGCUGCAAGCACUACUCCAAAAGCAGUGAGCUCCGCAACAAAAGCGAAGCGAGCCGCAGUAGCCUAUUAAGUUUUUCAGCUGCAUCGUACCGUACUAUGGGAGGGGUCCGUGCCUCCUUUAGAUAG
Lactuca virosa is the source of this 312-nucleotide messenger RNA. Lineage: Eukaryota; Viridiplantae; Streptophyta; Magnoliopsida; Asterales; Asteraceae. The record is from the annotation of a GenBank genome assembly.